This is a messenger RNA of Entamoeba dispar SAW760, 501 nucleotides long. RefSeq lists its product as uncharacterized. The transcript is spliced from 3 exons. Bases 1 to 501 code for a protein of 166 amino acids. The record is from RefSeq and is a predicted model, not a curated record. Lineage: Eukaryota; Evosea; Mastigamoebida; Endamoebidae.
AUGAUUCAUAUCUAUUCACAAUUUAUGUUGAAUGAUUAUGUUGUUCUUAUAAUCAACCAAAUUAAAAUUGAUACACAAAAAUAUGAAUUAUAUCAAUUUAAUAAUAAAUUUGUUAUUCUACGAACAAAUAUUAUUAACAAUGAAUAUUACAUUGAUGUUGAUGUUAAUCCUGAAUUUAUUCCUUAUAUCCAACUUUAUCUAAAUUUUUUUCAUAUCAAAAAUGUCAUGAGAAAGUGUAAAACUAAAUUCACACAAAUUCUAUUAAACAGUGAACAAAAAGAAUUAGAAAUUAUUCUUAGAGGGAAUUUGAUUAGCAAACAAUUUCCACAAAUAAAAGUUGAUGAUUUUUUAUAUGAAUUUAAUCAACAAAUCAAAAUGAUAUUAAAUGAACAUUUCAAUACAUCACAUGAGAAUAUCAUUGAUAACUUCAUUAAUAAUACUAGAAUUAAUUUAGAUGAGUUAAUUGAAAAUACAGAAUUUUCAGAAAAGAGAGUGAAAUAA